GCAGCAUCCGAGAUAAAGCGUCCCUCCCUGCGACGACCUUAAUCCCUACAAUGAUGAUUUUAUCGCUUUAAGUGCUGUUUUGAGUUUUUAUGAGUACAUGAAAGUAUUGUAGGACACGGAAAUGCAUCCUGCUUGGGAUCCACCUGUCUUUAGACUCCGCCACCGCCUCGCGCGUCUUUGAGCCGCAGCAUCACACAUCAGCAUCGGCACAGCUGGACAGCGGCGGCCGGGAAGCCUUGCUUCACCUUCAUCCUCACUGGACAUGUGGAAACAUCUGAUAAUGACGCUCCUCUAGAGGACAGUGAUCAUCGCAGCCGCUUUCUGUCUGAACCUUCUCCCAAAGCUUCAUCAGACCCUCAUCCUCCUCAGAGCCUCAGCCCCAUCUUCUGAACCCCUUUGACCCAUAAGCAGGCACCAGGAUGAGUGGCCUCUUUGCCAAACUGGACCCACGGCGGGUUCAAUGGGGGGCCAACUGGUUCGCCUUCCAGUCCCGCGUCCUGCGCACGAAGCCUGUGGAGUCCAUGCUGGAGACCUCAGGUGGCACCGGGGCUCACGGCACCAAACUGGCCCGCGUCCUCUCCACCGUGGACCUCGUGUCUUUAGGAGUGGGAAGCUGUGUGGGUACAGGCAUGUAUGUGGUUUCGGGACUUGUGGCGAAGGAAAUGGCAGGUCCUGGGGUCAUUGUGUCUUUCAUCAUCGCUGCCGUGGCCUCCAUCCUGUCAGGAGUGUGUUACGCUGAAUUCGGUGUACGUGUGCCUAAAACUACAGGAUCGGCCUACACUUAUAGCUAUGUGACGGUGGGCGAAUUUGUGGCUUUUUUCAUUGGCUGGAAUCUGAUUUUGGAGUAUCUGAUUGGUACAGCAGCAGGGGCCAGUGCACUGAGCAGCAUGUUUGACUCGCUGGCCAAUCACAGCAUCAGCGGAUUUAUGAUCAACCACAUAGGAACUCUUAAUGGCUUGGGUAAAGGGGAGCAGUCGUAUCCAGACAUCCUGGCCCUGGUCAUAGGCAUCCUGGUCACAGUGAUAGUCGCUCUGGGCGUGAAGAAUUCAGUGGGCUUCAACAACGUGCUGAACGUCAUCAAUCUGGUGGUGUGGGUGUUCAUAAUGAUCGCAGGCCUGUUCUUCGUCAGUGGGAGCAACUGGGAUGAGGGACGAUUCCUGCCUUAUGGCUGGUCAGGGGUCAUGCAGGGUGCAGCCACUUGCUUUUAUGCCUUUAUUGGGUUUGACAUCAUCGCCACCACAGGAGAAGAAGCCAAGAGUCCCAACACAUCAAUUCCCUAUGCCAUUACUGCCUCUCUGGUCACCUGCCUCACUGCCUACGUCUCUGUGAGUGUGAUUCUCACCCUGAUGGUUCCCUACUCUGAAAUCGACUCAGAUGCUCCACUGAUGGAGAUGUUUUCUCUACAUGGCUUCCAAACUGCCAAAUACAUUGUGGCCAUCGGCUCCAUCGCAGGACUGACAGUCAGUUUGUUGGGCUCUCUAUUCCCAAUGCCGAGAGUCAUCUAUGCCAUGGCAGGAGACGGUUUGCUCUUCAGGUUCCUGGCCCAUGUGAGUACAUACACAGAGACUCCUGCAGUGGCCUGUGUUGUGUCCGGCUUCCUCUCAGCACUCUUGGCUUUGCUGGUGAGUCUGAGAGACCUGAUCGAGAUGAUGUCCAUUGGCACUCUGUUAGCCUACACUCUAGUGUCAGUGUGUGUGCUCCUGCUGCGCUACCAGCCUGAAGGAGACAUCCAUGGAUUCGUCAACUUCCUCUCUGAGCAAAACUCAAAGCGUAAGGAGGGAGUGCUGGCCGAGUGCGAGAAGGAAGCCUGUUCGCCGGUCAGCGAAGGUGACGAUUACGGAGGUGUUCCAACAAACACCUGCGGAGCCAAAAACCUGCCAUCUCUUGGGGACAAUGAGAUGCUGAUUGGCAAGCCUGACAAGUCCACCUACACCGCCAGUCACCCCAACUACGGCACAGUGGAUAUGUCCUCAGGCAUUGAGUCAGAUGAGACGGACAGUGCGUAUCUGCUAAAGCUCAAGAAGCUGCUCGGCCCACGCUACUACACCAUGCGCAUUCGGCUGGGUUUACCAGGCAAGAUGGACCGUCCCACAGUGGCCACCGGGCGCAUUGUCACUCGCUGUGUCGUUCUGCUGUUCAUCCUGAUCUUCUGCUUCUGCUCCCUCAUCAUCUUCGGGUCGGGUCAGAUCGCUGAUGGCCAGUGGUGGGCCGUCUUGCUGCUGGUUGUAUUGCUGCUGGUCCUGACACUCCUGGUCUUCAUAAUCAUUCAGCAGCCGGAAAACCCCAAGCGUCUGCCCUACAUGGCUCCCUGCGUGCCCUUCGUCCCGGCAUCUGCCAUGCUGGUGAACGUUUACCUCAUGCUCAAGCUCUCCACUAUCACAUGGAUCCGUUUUGGAGUGUGGUGCUUUGUGGGUGUUUUGAUCUACUUUGGCUACGGCAUGUGGAACAGCACUCUGGAGAUCACAGCCCGUGAGGAAGAAGCUCAUGCCAGCACAUACCAGCGCUACGACAUGGGUGUGGAUGACAACUUUGCAGUGGAUGAUGACCUGUACCCUUCUGGAGACCAAGGACCGUUCCAGAGCUGGGGCAAAGGCAGCCAGCAGAAACAGCCACACCAGGAGCAGAGCGAGCCUCAGUCUGAUGGCCCGGACAGGCUGGACAACCACAGGACCUCCUCUUCCUCCUCACACAGCAGAGCCAAAAGCAAAGCUAGCAAACCCAGCAAACCCAGCCCGGGUUUUGAGGCGCUGGUGGUCGACGACGAUCUGGACGAUCCUUUGGAAUGAGAAUGGAACCUGAAUGUACUCAUCUGCCAAGAACCCUUGGGCUAGGUCGUUAUGUCUCUGCAAUGAGUUUUUAUUUUCCUUCAUUACCUUCAUUUGCAGCCCCUUUUUCACUACUGACAGGAUAAUGAGAAUGUUCAGGAUCGGAUUUCACUUUUAGAAUCAUUUUUAAUACCCUAAAAGUCUACAAAUUCCCUAUUUUUUAAACAAUAUAGUCCCUAAUUCUUACUGUAGUGAAACUAUUCCGCACUUAAAUUGACACCGUUUUUAUCCAAAGCAAUGAAGAAGCAAUUCAUCGUAAAGAGGCGAAUAAUCACAAGUGCUAUUUUCAAAGAUCAUCAAGGAUGAGUGAAAUUAUAGCGAUUUUGUUUGUUCAGCCGGAUGCAGUUAAAUACACACUGAAGAGAUAUUUGCGUUUGGAGUUAUGAAUAGAAGAUCAUUCCACCAGCAAGGAACGAGAAUGUUCUGAUUUUCUGCCUCUCUGUGAAGUAAAUAUAGAUCCAAUGUUUCACUUGAACGCAACAGAUGCCCCAUUUCAAGUAAUUUACAUUAACUAGCAUAAUAUUUAUAAGUGAUUUAUCACCAUGCUUUUAGUUAUCGCAACUUUUCCCAGUGCAAACUUCUUUCAGCUGUCAAAAGGACGUGCAUUCACAGGUCACGUCCACUCCCAGUCUGUUUUUAUGUGGAGUUGAUAUAAAAACCAGCUGAAACAUUGCCAUGUAAAGCCCUUAAAGCAAUUUGCACUCUUCAGUUUUGUCAGUAAGCUGCUCUUGUUUUCAAUCAAUUUGAAUAUUAGACAUAAAGCGUUCAUUUUGAAAAGCGAAGAUAGAUGCUAGCCAUAAAAUAUGACGGGUAAUGAUAUGAAAAACCGAGCAGAAUCAAAGGCCCGCUGUAACAUCUAGCCCAAGUGAGGUUUGGACUGUAGGUUGUCGCAAAUAGUCAUUGGAAUUUGCUUGCAAUAGUGCCUUCAUCUGUCAGUGUGUGCUUUAUAUAUGACCAUCGAGGCGUCCAUGCUUGUUUGUUUGUCGACAUAUAUCCAUGGGUUUGUUUUCCUGGUGAAGGUGCCUGUCAGCCGUCACGUUCCACCAUCAUUUCAUUUUCCGUGCCAGUGACUCCGCUUCAUCCUUGCAAGCAGGCAGCUCUGUGUAAAAGCAGACGGUGUGACCACAGUACGGUUUGUGUCUCUCGGCUGGUCAAAAAAGGAGGAGAAGAGAAUGUAAAGAAGUGAAAUUUGCAUGUGGUGGGGAGCGUGUUGUUUUUGUUUUCAAUCUGGCUGUGCUCUUCUGCUGUUCCCCAUAAUUCAUGUGGAGUUGAGCUGAUCUGUCCAGUCUAACUUUAUCUGUGCUACAGCUCUGCCAGCCGAAAAAAGGCAACCAAAAAAAGAAAAGAAACCAACCAAUCCAGGCCUCAAAUGCACAUUAUGUCGUAUUGCUUUAAAUGUUUCUACCCUUUUGUGAUCGUGACGAAUCGUUUAAAACUUAAAAAAGCUAAGCUAAAGAUCACAAGUUGUGUCUUUGAGUCACAUUUUGGGGCCUGGGUUGGUUUUUUAUCCUGCAUCUGGUCUAUGAUGUGAUUCUUUGUCGCUGUGGCAUUUUGCUGAAUGUGUAGCAUGUUCAGGGCCCAGAGUAAAACUAUGUUUGUGAGUAUUUGCAUGUGUGGUGACCGUCGAAAGACUUGAUGUAACUCUCAAAUGUAGCAUUCUGAGAGACGAGGGUAACAGCCUGCCCACCGUACACCCCUGAACCCUCCUCGUCCCUGAAUGGCCUCUGUUUACAAAAGCAAGCCAAAGUCUGCAACCUUUGUUUACCGUAUCCGACAAAAAGACACCGUUUUACUUCCGUAGAGUAGAGCAUCAUAUAACAGUGUGGAGGCGUGAGAUAUUGAAGAGAAGUAUUUUUUUACAGGCGUUUCAUACCUUAAGGGUUCUCCGUUGGCAUAGUGUAGCCACCGCCGGUGGUCUUUUGUGGCUUCGCUUACGUUUUCAGCAGAACUUCUAAAGAAAAGUGGAGAAAGCAUAUAUUUUUAAUGACCUCUUUCUAGACCGAGAUACUUAAAUGGAGAUUUUGUUUUAAUUUAAUGUUAGAAAAGAAGAAAAAGUUCAAAGAGGAAAGGUUUUAAAGAGAUAGUUCAGAUAAAAAUGAAGAAUCUGUCAUCCUUUAUUCAUAUAAAUGAAAAAAGAGACUUUUUUGUACAUGCAAUGGAAGUCCAAUGGGUUCAGUGAUGUUUUGAACCCUACUGACUUUGAAUCAGUGGUGUAGUCGGGACUAUACACACGUAAAUUCAGUAUGCCUACUUUUUUCCACUAGCUGUUUGGGUAUUACGACUUCUGAGGAUCAAUAAUUGCGUAUACCUUCGGUAUACUCACUUGUUUUGCUGAUUAGACUUCCCUAAUUUACGUGUAUUCGCAUGCCAAAUGUUUUUUUUUAACUCUCAUCUUAAUUUGUUGCAAUUGGUGCAUUUUUGUUUAUAUUUUGCGCCAUUCGCUGCCCCUGACGACCACAGCAGCUGUGAGAAAAUUUUGUGAGUUUUUCAAAGCCAACUGAAUGAUGUCUCGCUAAAACGUUCAGGUAAAAUUAUAAAACAGCAUGGGCGGGUUGAGUGGGUAAUAGUACACCACCUUUUUUUUUUUAGGACUACACCACUGCUUUGAAUGGACAUAAAAAGUAAAAAUAUAAUUGGUAACACUUUAUUUUGAUGGUCCAUUUGAGUAUUAGUAGACGGUCUGCUUAAUACCUGUUGAUACUGCUGCUAAACAGACAUUUAACUGACUGUAAGAAUCUUUGCAAGUACAUGUCAACUUACCCUAACCAUAACCCCAACCUAACAGUCUACUUAUAAUCUAUUGAUAAUUAGUUGUAACGUAGAUGCAAUGUAACUUAAUUCAUCAAACGGACCAUCAAAAUAAAGUGUGACCCUAUAAAUAGCAAAUGUCAUAGCAAAACAAGAGUAAAUGAUGACAAAAAUAUUCAUUUGCCGAUGAACUAUGUAGAAUAAAAUCUACAUACAGAAAUAUUUUAUUAAAAGCCUGUCUGAGAAAAAAAAAAUCUUUCCACUAUUGCUUUUAAAGUCAGCUACUAUUUGUUAUUUGUCUCUGAUAAAAGGUACAGUGUUUGUACUUUGUGAACUAUCUUUCCUGCUAUCAUAGUUUGUUCGGUAUUUGUUCAGGAAAUGUGGAGAUUGGCUUCCCUUGCAAAUCUGAUCUUUGUUUCUGCUGUAUAUUUUGGUAUGAAGUGGAUGUAUUCUGGUUUCAAUGACUUUUUUUUUUUUUAAAGAACCUAUUUAUUGUUUCUUCUACUUGUGGUUUUGCUCUCCCGUUGCACUGUGUAAUGAAAUGUUAAUAUUGCUUCCAAUGCAACAAUGAAAGUCAUUUAUUGCAGAUCAGAUAAGCGUGACUCUUGGUUUUCCUUUCGCUUUAAGGCGGUCUCACAAAAAAACAGAAAUCAGAGGUAAUAAAUAUCCUCACAUGGGUGGCUUAUGUAAGCGGUGCAGGCCUGCUCUGUUUCCUGUGGGGUGGAGCGGCGAGCCUAGAAUAAUAGCAAACCGAGAGCCGUACCUGAGCACAAAACAAAC
Messenger RNA from Danio aesculapii, 6353 nucleotides. It is a transcript of the gene slc7a14a, whose product is annotated as solute carrier family 7 member 14a. Gene Ontology annotation, biological process: transmembrane transport; amino acid transport. Lineage: Eukaryota; Metazoa; Chordata; Actinopteri; Cypriniformes; Danionidae. Gene Ontology annotation, molecular function: amino acid transmembrane transporter activity. The record is from RefSeq and is a predicted model, not a curated record. Gene Ontology annotation, cellular component: plasma membrane. The coding region runs from base 420 to 2786 and encodes 788 amino acids. The transcript has 8 exons.